This is a messenger RNA of Fonsecaea multimorphosa CBS 102226, 1050 nucleotides long. RefSeq lists its product as uncharacterized. The record is from RefSeq and is a predicted model, not a curated record. Bases 1 to 1050 code for a protein of 349 amino acids. The transcript has a single exon. NCBI's taxonomy places the organism in Eukaryota, Fungi, Ascomycota, Eurotiomycetes, Chaetothyriales, Herpotrichiellaceae.
AUGUGUCGGUGGUUCGCCUACAUCUCCCCGGACGAAGAAUGCCUUUUGGAAGACGUGCUCAUCACCCCGGAACACGGCAUCGCCAAACAAGUCCACGAUCACUACCUACCGAUGCUCUUCUCGCACGUGCCCGGGGAGCAAACCUCAAAACUCGAGAUCACGCUACGCAACCGGCUCAACAACGUCGACGGCUUUGGGCUGGUAUGGUACACGCCCGUGCGCUCUUCAUUCGUCUCGGGGAUUGAUGGAGCCAGACCGGCCGUGUACAAGAACGCGCAACCACCCAACAACGACGCAAACUUCCACAGCAUCUGCGCCGGCACGUCCACGACAGCGGUGUUUGCGCACAUCCGCGCCGCGACGGGCACCUCGGUGGCGGCGAUCAACAACCACCCCUUUGUGUUUGGACGGCACACGAUCAUGCACAACGGCCUGAUCUCGCACUUCGCAGACAUCCGCCGACCGAUGCUUGACCUGAUGGAGAAGUCUGCGUACGAGAACAUCCACGGCACGACCGACUCGGAGCACCUCGCGGCACUGUACAUCACCAACCUCACCAAAUCCGUCGGUGGGGGACCCUCAAGCUGGGAACAACAAUACACACCCAAAGAGAUGCUCGACGCACUAGUCCAGGCAUUCCACACCAUCGUCCACUUACAACAAGAGACCCUGGGCGCCGAGAACGUCCAAGCCUGUUCGCUGAACGUAUGCUGCACCGACGGCCAACAAUUAAUCGCCGUGCGCCUGCGCAACCACGCCAUCGAGAACCCUCCGAGUCUCUACUACAGCACCACCGCCGGCCAGACCUUGAACAGGAAAUACCCGGACAACCCGUCGGGAACGAAGAACCCAAACGCCACCCUCAACCCAGAGGACCACGGCAAGCACGUCAUCGUGGCCAGCGAGCCCACGACUUACAAGAUCGGCGAGUGGAAGGUGAUUGAGAAGAACCAUGGCGUUUUGGUGGAUAAGGACGGGAACUGCACGGAGGAGAAGAUCGAGAUGCCCGAGGAGUUCAUGGCCCAGGCGGCUACGGGACGACAUUUCUGA